Molecule: messenger RNA, 291 nt
Organism: Morchella importuna
Lineage: Eukaryota; Fungi; Ascomycota; Pezizomycetes; Pezizales; Morchellaceae
Exons: 5
Coding region: 1-291 (96 amino acids)
Source: RefSeq, a predicted model, not a curated record
AUGACGGAAUUUACUCCCCACGCUGCUGGGAACGCUGGGAACGCCUAUUUAACUCGCAACUACAGAGACAGGAAGUGCAUUCAAUAUCAGAAGAACAGCUUUGCCCGAUUGCUUAAUUACAAGAUUACGAAUGAAAAUACGCCAUUAAAUCCAUUGUAUGGUAGAGACCAACAAUUGAUUCCAAGUUUUCCGGCAACGAGUGCCCAUAUUCAUGCUUUGAAUGCUGCAACUAUAUAUCAACCAGCUUCUAUUGGCUUUAGAUUUGCCGUUGUGAGAAAGGGAGACAUCUGA